Molecule: messenger RNA, 955 nt
Organism: Dacryopinax primogenitus
Lineage: Eukaryota; Fungi; Basidiomycota; Dacrymycetes; Dacrymycetales; Dacrymycetaceae
Exons: 2
Coding region: 161-955 (264 amino acids)
Source: RefSeq, a predicted model, not a curated record
GGACACUUGACCUGACCUCAAGAGUGGAGGAACUCGCAGACGACCACACGCAGUCGCCGUCAAUGGAGCGCAUUCUGCUCUUCCAUCUACUGCUUUCCUCUUAGGUAGCUAGACGCCCAGCACUCAAGGUAGUCCCACUCAUCACUCCAACAAGGCCAACAUGUUCGGCGGCUCGGACUUCAAGCCCAAAUCCAUCUUCUUCCACACGACAAUCAUGGGUUCUCAAAACCAAGGAGAUCGCAUGCAGAUCGAUCUCAACGUGCCGUGUGACGUGGAAGCGCUUCGGGCGGAUAGGGAAGUACAGGGACGGUUUAUUGCGGAGAGUUUGCAGAAGGUGGAAGGGGAGAUGAAGUAUGCUGGGGAAUGGACAUGUUUUGCAUGUGGCAAACAAGCUCACGAACUCGUGCAUCACCCCAUGUCGUGGCUGCAGGCCCAACCGGGGUUCGUGAUGGACUACGUGCACAUGGUGUGUUCUCGCGAGGAGCCAAAAUGCGCGGGGGUGAUUGAGGAGAGUAACAAGGAGCUUACGACGGAGAUGGGGAUGGAGCCUGGGGCUGCAGGGGGAGAGAGUGGAGACAUACCCCAAGAAGCGCCUGGCGCUGUGGCCCAAGAGCCAAAGGCGGAGGGGAAAGAGAAGGAGGUAGAGAAGGGCAAUGACUCGCAGCACCCGAGUUCCGCCCCCCCAGCAGGAGGAUGUGCUGUCUGCCACAAGCAGGGCAAGACCCUCCAAUGCAGUCGGUGCAAGACCAUCAGAUACUGUUCCCCCGAGUGCCAAAAGACGGAUUAUUCGCGGCACAAGGGUGUCUGCCGGUGGGUAGACAAUGUCGAGCGAUCAUUCGCUUCUGAAAAGAAGGAGGAGGGGGAGAACAAGACUGGGGGCGAGGAUUGGCCCGCCGGAAUCCCGAGGCCAUUCGAUCCUCCUGCGCCGGCGGAACAUGAUCACAGUAAUUGCUAA